This is a messenger RNA of Scaptodrosophila lebanonensis, 1480 nucleotides long. It is a transcript of the gene alc, whose product is annotated as 5'-AMP-activated protein kinase subunit beta-1. Bases 285 to 1289 code for a protein of 334 amino acids. The record is from RefSeq and is a predicted model, not a curated record. Gene Ontology annotation, cellular component: nucleus; cytoplasm; nucleotide-activated protein kinase complex. Gene Ontology annotation, biological process: signal transduction. Gene Ontology annotation, molecular function: protein kinase binding. The transcript has 3 exons. Lineage: Eukaryota; Metazoa; Arthropoda; Insecta; Diptera; Drosophilidae.
CAUUUUUAUACGACAAAAACAAACGAUUAAAUAAUGCAAAUUAAUGCUUAAUUAUUUUACUACGAGACUUCAGUACUGAGAAAACUGUUUUCGAAACGCGGAAGCGAAAGAGCGUAUGCAACAAAUACAGCGAUACCCACAAAAGUCAAGGAAAACAAAGUGCCAAAUACAAAAUAGCAACAACAACAACAGCAAUCACUUCGUCCACGGUGCUAAAUGUUUAAAGUAACCUUUUUUAACUAAAACCUGUGUACAAAAUUAAAGAGCAAUAAGUGCAACUAACUAUGGGAAACGCAGGCAGCUCAACGGCGCACAUGCAUCGUGAGCGUCACAAAUCAACCGACCUUUCAACGCCAAGCUCUCCCGCACAUUUUCGCGAUUCGGUAGGUGGCGGUGGUGCGGGGAGCGCUGGCCCUACCAGUGGUGGGGCAGCAGCAUUGGGUGGCAUUGGAGCGGGCGGCCAAGCUUUCUCGUUCGAUAAAAAACAUACGGCAGUCUUAAACGAGGGCUCGUCGCAAGACGACGAAAAUCCACAGCCAUAUUAUACGGGAGCUAAACGCACAGCUGAUAACGACGCAGUUACAGCAGAGGGUGGCUCAACAACAGCUGUUUUGCAAAGCGCAGUCAGCGGCGAGAAUACAAUGGAUGAUUUUAAUAAUGAUGAGCAGACGGGAGGAUCAGCAGCGGCACUAACUGGAGAUGAUGACGAGUUAAAGAAAACGGCUUUGCCGACGGUAUUGCGUUGGGAUGGUGGCGGUAAGAAUGUCACCAUUUCGGGCACAUUCUCGCAGUGGAAACCCAUACCUAUGGUACGCAGUCAUGGUAAUUUUGUGACCAUAAUUGAUCUGCCCGAAGGUGACCACCAGUAUAAGUUUUGUGUGGAUGGCGAGUGGAAACACGAUCCUAAGCUGAAAAGUGUUGAGAACGAAGAUGGCAUCAAAAAUAAUUUGGUUUCAGUACGUGCCUCAGACUUUGAGGUGUUCCAAGCACUUGCCAAGGACAGUGAGAAUGUCCCCAACUAUGCGGAAAAGGAAUACUCGCAAGAAGUGCCACAAGUCAAACCCUGGGAGAAAGUUUCGGGGCCGCCAGUUUUGCCGCCACACUUGCUGCAGGUUAUUCUCAACAAGGACACGCCACUCUCGUGUGAGCCCACAUUGCUGCCGGAACCGAAUCACGUCAUGCUAAAUCAUCUUUAUGCGCUCUCGAUCAAGGAUGGUGUUAUGGUUCUUAGCGCAACGCAUCGUUACCGUAAGAAAUACGUGACAACAUUGUUAUACAAGCCCAUCUAGGCGGCCCAUUAUGUACUUUAGUUGUAGAAUUCUACGUUUUCGUUACCAACGGCUCACAGCCUUCAACAAUUUCGUACUAACUGCGCUGUCAAAUUGAUUAACCUGAAAUGAUGUAUGUUUUAAAUGAUGUGUGUACUUUUAUUAAGCGUUGUAUUUUUUAUUAGUUAAAUAUAUGGAAUUGAAAACAUUAA